UAAAUGUCUGAUUUGCGUCAUUUGCUUUUUAAAAUGCGUACUGUUGCUUCUUUAAUAGUCUGGCCCCAGACAGAGAUAGAAAUGGAAUCAAUGACGAUUAGAAAAAAAAGACGAAGGCUGUUGUAAAAACCCAGUAACAGUCAUUCUGUGCGUGUUUGGGCUUUGGAGGCUUCUGAAACAGCAAUUCCGGCGAAGGACGUCUGAUGCAAGGGGGGAGCAAGUUGGUUCUUGGUAGCUAUCAUGCGUCACUAGAUCAGGAGCUUGGGCGGAGUAUUAUGUUAUUUCCCCAGCAGCAGAGUGGUGCAUUAGAUAGGCAGCGUGUUUCAGUGAAAACAGAGAGAUUGCUGGAAAUAUAUAGAUUUACCCCAAGCAAACAAAAAAUUUGCAAGGGCAUCGACGAUAUUUUGAUCAAGCUUUGCAAUUGCCUUGAAUGGGUCAGUAGGCAGCCUUGGACUCGGCGGCGAUGGGAUGAACACCGUGGCUCAGACAAGGACUGCUGGCUCUUGUUUGUUCCACACGAUUCCGCUCGGCGAGCAGUGGAUGGGUGAAGGAUGGAGGCGGUGAACGGGACUCCAGAUAUUCGCCAGCAGCAGCCGGCGGAGAAGAAGAAACUACACCGAGCGCCGUCUCCGGCCAGACCCAAGGCGCUGAUCCGCGGCUGGUCGGUGGCGAAGUCCAAGUGUAGCCCCGGGGGCACCAAGCCGGGGCUCGCCCAGUGCCGCCUGUCCCGGCACAGCCCCGGCCUCAAGGACAUCAAGCUGGGCAAGUCGCCGGCGGGCAAGGCGGCGGGGGCAGGGGCAACGGCGGGGUCCCGGGCCGGGAAGGGGGAGUCGCGGAGCAAGAAGCCGGAACGGGCAGGGGGUGCGGGCGGCGCUCCAGGCAAGAGGAAGAACCCUCGGGCCGGCGAUGGGCCCCGAGCCCCGGGCAAGCGCUCGCCCGCCACCGACAGCAGCUCGGAGCUGUCCGACUGCCCGUCCGAGCCGCUGUCCGAGGACAACAAGCCGCCAUCCGCCGAUACCAGCGACAGCGAGUCGGCCCGGGGCGCCGGCGGCUCCGAGCCCCCGCUGCCCCGCCGGGGAGCCUGCUCGCCGGCUCAGGACGAUCGGAGCUGGCCUGGGGAGGACGGCUCCUUGGCUUCGGCCAGCGGCCAGUCCGACGGGCCGUGUGGGACCAAGUCGCCGUCGCUGGACAGCCGGCUGCAUGUCAGCAACUCGCUGGGCUUUUCGGAUUUCAGCGAAGAAUUCGUUGACAGCAUCCAGGAGGAAUUCGUAAAGGAAAUCGAUGAGCUGCGGUCUGAGAACGAUUACCUGAAGGAUGAAAUUGAAGAACUUCGAGCCGAGAUGUUGGAAAUGAGAGACAUCUAUUUGGAAGAAGACGUGUAUCAGCUACAAGAAUUGCGUCAAGAACUAGAUAGAGCAAACAAAACUUGUCGGAUCCUUCAAUACAGACUGCGAAAGACUGAGCGAAGAAGCCUCAGAGCAGCUCAGACAGGUCACGUUGAUGGAGAACUCAUCCGAAGUUUAGAACAAGAUGUAAAGGUUUCAAAAGACGUGUCUGUAAGGCUUCACAAUGAACUGGAAGCUAUUGAGAAGAAAAGAAUAAAGCUGGAAGGAGAAAAUGAAGAUCUCCGGCAGAAACUAAUUGAAAUGGACAUUUCCAAGCAGGUGUUGCAGAAUGAAAUGGACAAAAUGAAAGAGAGUUCCCUGAAGAAGAGAAAUAGCCGUGUCACCACAAAACAAGAAAAGAAACCCUUGCCACAGGAGGAUAGCGCCGACCUGAAGUGCCAGCUCCAUUUUGCAAAAGAAGAAGCUGCCGUGAUGUGUAAAAAGCUGACCAAGUUAGUAAAGGAGAAUGAAACCAUGAGAGAGGAGCUGGUGAAGUACAGCUCUCUCUACGGCGACUUAGACAACGCAGUGUCUGUUGGUGAUAUUGGGGAGUCUCCUCAUGUGAGAGAAGCCGAGCUAAAACUGCAUCUAAAGUUGGUCGAGGAGGAAGCCAACAUUUUGAGCCGAAGGACAGUUGAACUUGAGGUGGAAAACCGUGGACUCAAAGCUGAAAUGGAUGAGCUGAAAGGUCACUGUGAGAAAGAACCUUUAGGCCAGGACAUUAGACUGGGAAUCACCUGCACAAGCUAUGGCGAGUUUGGGGAGAAUGUUGGAGAACUUCGGCGUCAACUUCAGUUUGUUGAAGAGGAGGCAGAACUCCUGAGGCGAUCCUUGAUUGAGUUAGAAGACCAAAAUAAACACCUCAUGAAUGAACUAAACCGAUACAAAAGUGAGUGUAAUCAGGAGUCAGCAUGGUCAGAUAGUUGCCCAUCGUUGAACGAGCCUUCCCAAGAGGAGCUGAUGUCAGCAAGACUCCAAAUCAGUGACCUCAACGGGAAAGUCAAGAAGCUGGAAUAUGAGAAUCGUGUACUCGUCUCAAAUCUUCAGCGCUAUGACUUGGCAUCCUACCAGUGCCAAAAGUGCUGCAAAGAGUUUGAUGCAGAGGUUAGUGACUCUCUAGAUAUCUCUUCAUCGCAGCCUCGAAGAGAAGUACCAGUAGGAGGAGAAAAUGAUUUGAAAGAAACUCAAGAGAGAACCUCUGGAAGUGGGAGCAGCAGAAUCGCUGAUAAUGAUGACUUCACUGGUAGGUUGUUAGGAACAAAAGACCUCGAAAUUCUGUUCGGUAUUAAAGACCAAGCUGAACUUGUUAGUGAAGUUAUUGAUCUAUUAAUCUCAGACACAAGUGGCUUCGUUUCUGAUGCCAAGUUUUGUUCGACCAUUGAUUUACCAACGCAGUCUUUCAAGGAAAGCAGUGAAGAAGCUACAAAUGUCAGUGAUCCUAAUUUCAUGAGCAGCAUUAACUCAAGGCUUCUUGGCUUAAAGACCGAAUUGGCAUCUGUUACUGAGAAAAUUGAUCGGCUUAGUGAAAACAUCAGAGAAGAAAGUAGGAGUUUGUCCCCUUUACCCCAUCUGACAGAAUCAGCGAGUUUCUUGUCCACUUUGACUUCAAUGUCUCAGGACUUGCCAAUGGAUUCUGUAGGGAAAGAAUUUUCAGCUGAUUUAAAGCAACCUGAAUUUAGGGAUCAAGUGGACUGGCAGCAAGAUGGGAGUCAAACCCCGGAGAUCUGUGGAACCAACAGCAAGGAGUAUCGGGAAAGUAACAAGGAUUAUAACAUCUAUAGCCGUGAAGAAAGUGACUCCUACGCUACAGAGGUCAAGGAACUCCAGCUUGAUUUAUCUGAAGCCAAGGAAACUAUCCGAGGACUGCAGGAGCAGCUUGCUCAGGAAAGGGAGCUUCGGAACGAGGACGCAGAAAGAUUUCAACAGAAAAUGUCACAGCUUAAGGAGGAGCAACAAAAGGCACUCGUGCGAAGAGAUUUUGAGCUGCAGAGCCUGAAUUUGCAGACCAAACUUGAGCAGAAAUUCUGGAGCCAGGAGAAAAACUUGUUUGUGAAGGAAGCUGAUCAGUUCAAGCAAAACCUCUUCCUGCUUUAUAUGAAGCUGAAAUGGUUCCUGAAACACUGGAAAUGUGGCAAGAAGAUGGAUAAUGAUGGGGAUGAUUUACUAGAGGUUAACAGUGUGAAAGAUUUAUAUUUGCUGAUUGAAGAAGAGGAGCUGACCCCUCGCCAAGUGGACAAUAAGACAGUGACAACAGAUGAUCAGUCUCAGAAAACCUUGGAGGAGGCUUUGACUCUUCCAGUGGAGAAAUCUGUCCUUGCAUCACGUCCAAAGCAGUCAAAUGAAUACAAUAGAGUUGUAGGAGACAUUAAAAUGAUUUUAAAGGACCUGUGCACAGAAUUAAAAGAGGAAAGAAGGAGAACAAAUGAGCUUCAGCUACAAUUUGCAAAUGCCAAAUCAGCCUGGGAAAUAGAAAGGGUGGAACUCAAAAGUCGUGUUGCACAGCUGGAAGGUAGGGCUGGGAAACUGGCUUCUGAGAAAGCUCCUGGUGAUCUGAAGACUGCCUUGAAGUGGGAGAGGGAAGAACAUCAGCAGCUACUCGCAGAGUCCUACAGUGCAGUAAUGGAUCUAACACAGCAGCUUCAAAUCAGUGAGAAGAACUGGAGUCAAGAAAAGUUAGAGUUACUGGAUCGAUUUAACAAUGAACGGAGCCACAGUGAGCAACGCCUGAAGGAAAUGCAACACAAGAUCAAUCAGAUGCUGCAACAUAGAAACAACAUAAAAGAAACUUCUGAUGAAUUGGAAGCAAAGGGAACUAAUUUACAGCGAGCCAAGUCGGUUUCUUCAAUGUCUGAGUUUGAGAGCUUGCUGGAUACAUCUCCAUAUUUACCACCCACAACUGGCCCCUCCCCAAAAAGCUUAAAGAAUCUGGAAGAGUUGAACAAAAAGAAUCGGAAACACACGACUAAUGAUGGCGAUUCCUUAUAUGAGAAAUCAGAGGACAAGCUAACCAAGCAAUCGAAAACUGAAAUGCCUGUAAUCUCAUCUUGGGACUUCACCAUGGCUGCAAAUCUGGUUAAUCCACAACUCAACAAAAAGCAAAUGCAGAGGAGUUACACAGCACCAGACAGAACGGGCAUUCGGAUUUACUACAGUCCACCGGUCGUCCGCAGGAUGGAUGGUUCUUUGGUCCAAAACAAUGAAGGAAAGAUUAUGAUUGAACCAGGUUUCCUGUUCACCAUGGCGAAACCCAAACAAACUGGCAAUUCAGACCUCAGCUCAGAGAAUGUGUGCAACACGUGGUUUAAUAACUUUUCCAAGCACCAGGAUCUGUUGAAAAACAGCAGUGGAGAGCAUCCCAUUUCUGUUCCUGCUUCUGCUGCUUCUGGGUUUUCAUCUGCCCUGCAUGAUCUGCAAAUAUCAGGUAACAUGAGUGAUGACAUGAAGGAGGUGGCCAAUUGUGUCAGGAACGUUAUUUGCACAAACCCACUGGAGAGGAAGGUUAAUGAUACUGCAAGCCAGACCGUUGGAUUUGUCAGUGUGGGUACUCAGACCACCCGGACUAUUAGCAUUGGGCUGCAGACUGAGAGUCCAAGGUCACUCUCUAGCAGUCUUCACCGAUCCUGGGCAUCAAGAGGCUCCUUGCUAAUGCCAACCCAGAGUUCCCGUAGCAAACAACUCUCUUCCUCUUUGGAAAAGGUGCCAACUAAGUUUGAACGUCCUUGCUGUUCACCAAAGUAUGGCUCUCCCAAGCUGCAGCGAAGAAGCUCAUCAAAAAUAGAUCAUGCAAGGGAGCGAAGUCCGUGGGCCAUGUCUCAUAGAGGACAGAAUGAGUCAGCCUGGGCCAGGUCAACAACUACCAGGGAUAGUCCAGUGCUUAGUUCUAUCAACGAUGGGCUCUCCAGUUUGUUCAAUGUUGUUGAGCAUACCUCUGGAAGCGUUGACUCAAUUUGGAAAUCAAGCCAGCAUGAAGCAAAAACAAAAGGGGACACGUCAAGAUAUGGGAUUGUUCAGGAGUUUUUCAGGAAUGUGUGUGGCAGAUCCCAGAGUCCAGCAAAUGGAGCUGAGAAACCAAUAAAAGUUCCAGUCUCUGAUGAAAGUGUCAGAAAAGCAGAUUUGACCACUCCAUCGGGCCAUACACAAGUAGAAAGUGUUUCCCGUACCGUUAACAAAAGGCUUCCCAAGCAACCAAACAAGGAGGACCAAAAACCACCAACACCCACUCCAGCCCAGGGAGCUAAAGAUCCAGAUGCACGGGAUGCUGGUGGAGCUUCUGGUCUGUUUGAGGAAGCAUCAUGUGAUUGUACAUCUCAGUCACUCACCUCCUGCUUUCCGUCCAGAUCGUCAGCACGUCAUUCAUUAUCGCAAUGUAAAUCACGUUCUUUGCCUUCAGAUCCAAAUGCCUCGGAUGAAAAGUCAGGCUGAGUAGUGAAUUGUGCCACGUGGCUGGGCAAUUACAUGGAUCUGUGUUCUAAAGUAAUUGUUGCAUCUUGCGCUUUAUCUGACAGCCCAGGUGAAAUUUGAGAUGUUUAGAAGAGAUGUUCAGGUUGUAUUGUCAAGUUCACUGUAGAUUGCAAAAUUUAAACUGUAGAGCAGAAGCAAACUAUUGGUUUUUAAUCACAAAAAUUCUGAGAGAUCUGGGGUUGCAUUGUUUAGAUGGUUGAGUCAUUUCUACAAUAGCACUAUAUAGUUAUUCACACAAUAGCGAGUGUUUAAUCAGGUAAUGACAGCAGUCUUCAGUUCUUAUGGCAAACCUUCUCCCAUCUGUAUUGCUGUCAUAUGACUCUCAUUUGUGAACUAUGGAUGCGCAUGGAGCAAGAGGUGGUUAGAACAGUAAGCACUGUUGUACCACUGCUCAAAUAUAUUCAGCCAAGAAAAUAUUAAUUGCUGAUGAAGCAUGUUCCAAAUUGUUCAUUUUGAAAUCUCGAGUUUCCAGCAACUAUUGGUAUUGGACAUGAGUGCAGUUUGCAUAAAGAUUAUUAUAAAGUACUAGAUCACCUCUGGCAUUGUACUCACUGAGUCAGAGAAUAUGGAAGAUGAAUUGGAUGGGAAAACUAAGCAGGAGAGGUGUUGCAUGGGUCUCCAGUUACACCUGCUAUUUAUUGAAGUCAGUGCGACUGGAUAUUGUGCGAUCAAUGUAUAAUAAGCGGCCUGUUUUAUACCACUGGCUUUGGCUUAGUGCUAAACAUAUUUCUACCCCACAGUGUUUUUGUAAGCUAAUGGUUGACUCUUUUAAGGAAACAGACUUUUAAAUAUUCACUAAAGACAGGGUGCAGUCACGGUUCAAUAGAGAGCUUCUCAUAAUUGAAAGAAUUUGUAAAUUGCAGGCUCUAAUCAUUGAUUAGCUUUCUCACACAUUUUCAGAAUAUUUUAUCUUGUGGUGAUAAAUUAAUUGUGUUAGAAGAAUAAAUCCCCACAUUACUUUUGGUUUAAGAGCUUGGUACACAAAUAGGAAUGGUCAUUCAUUGUUGUUCCUGCAGAUGUUACUAACUUAAAUUGGCCCCUAAGUCUGCAAUACACUGUGUUCACUAUAAGCCAGAAAUGAGUUGCAACUGGUAUUGGCAAAAGAAAUACAACAAUGACUGAAGUAGAUGUUAGUUUCCUUGUAUGCUCAAAUAAGGUGCCUAAUGCCCCUGGGGGCUUCCCUGGAUUUUUGGAUUACCCUGAACAGCAUUGACCCAGCUAUGUUAAGGGAAAGCAGGCAUGCACUGUGGUCUAACAUUGGUUCUUACAGAAACUACUGCAGACUGCAACCAAGAAGGUAAGUGUUUCGAUUUAUUGAUUUCAUUGCAAAACCUUGCCCCAAAACGCACAUUAAAAUUGUAUGGGCCACUUCUGACCACUGUUGAGUCCUCUUCACCAGUGAGCUGCCUGAGGUGUCCAUAGCUUUCGCUGGUGUACCAGUCCUGACCUCUGAUGCCUGCUUUCACAUGCAAUGUACGCCUUGAUGUUCAGAAGCAAGGAUUGUUCCACCAUUCACAGAAAACUCUAAUUCCUAGGCCAUUGCUGCUUUGAUAUGCUUCUCAAAUUUUGUGCUACCUUGGAUGAAAUUUAAAUUCUGAGGGAUAUGACUGUAUAAUAUUUAUAAUUGCUGGAAUUCACAAAGGUGGAAAAUGCUACUUUUUCCCUGCACCUGAGGAAUACUCAGAAGGAAAAAGUAGAGAUCACCUGAAUCAGAUGGUCUCCCAGAUGAUGCAUUGCAAGGGUUUCCUUGGCUUUGCAAUCAAGCACAGGCCCAGCCUGACCAUCCAAGUGGGAAGGCGAGGGAGAGAGAGAGAGGGCUGCUUUAUUUUCCUGAGUGUCCAACCAUUGGGUGCUCAGAAACAUUUAUGCAGCUGAUUUUCACCAGCUGCCAGACUCACUCACCUGGAUAAAGAAAACAGUUGCUGACAUUUGGUUUUAUUGACUGGAUAGUGAGGAAAGGGGGAUUCAUGAGGAGGGGACAAGCAAUCUAACCAGGUUUGUUAAAUGAAGAGUGAACUGGAAUUCAAAGUCCUUUUCAUCUUUUAAUUUUGUGGAAUUGGAAAUGCAGGAUUUUGUGCAUCCCGCCCCUUCCCCACGAACCGCGUCCCGCCCCCUCCAACCCCACUUCUGUCCCACCCUGCCUCUCCCCAACCCAAUGCCAUCCUGCCCCCUCCUCCUCCUACCCCCUCCCUGUACUGAACCCCUGCUCUGCCUCCUCCUCCUCCCCUCCCUGUACCGACCCCACUGCCCUGCCCCCCUCCCUGUACUGACCCCCCCCACCCUGCCACCACCUCCUCUCCUCCCCAUACAGACCUCCCUGCCUCCUCCCCUCCCUGUACAGACCGCCUGCCAUGCCACCUCCUCCUCCCCUCCCUGUCCCACCCCCCCAGCUCACCAACCCAAUGCCACCUCCAUUCCCUGCCACCUCCGUUCCGUCCCUCCUCACCCCCCUCCUUGCCUCAUCCCUCAGCUGUCCAAUCCAAUGCCAGCCUGCCCCACCCCCUCCCAGUCCCACACCUCCACUCCCCAACCUCUCCCUGCCGCACGCUCCCCCCCCAGUCACAGCCUGCAACCCCACAAACCCAUCUCACCUCCUCUCCUUUCAAGUUUGGACACUCAGCGAGUUCUGCAACCAGUGGGCUCCCAUAAACCUCCGAUUUGCCGUGUGAAUCCCAUAGUACUUGGCAGCUCGAGGAAGUGAAUCAGCUGCCUCAUGAAGAAUCCACACAAUGUUUGUCCUAUUGAGUUCAAAGAAAUUUAAUUGCUCAAGUUCUGUCAUUGAUUUUUGGGUCCAUUCCACAAGAUUACAGCCCAAAAAUCAGGAUGCCUCACAUCUUCCCCCAUGUGAAAAUGCAUCUGCCACAUCUUUAUUCAUUUCUCAUCCACUCCAUCUUCACCUGCCCACCACUCCUAUUUUCUUCUCCUAAACAGCCCAGCUUCCAUUCCCACUCAUGCAGCUUCCAAUCUGUGUCCCUUUCUUUCCUAAUUUGUAUUCCAACAUGACUUUACUUAUCAUUCUCCCUUCCAUACUCCCAUCUGUAUCUUCUGGCUUCCCAUAACCUCCUGGAAGUUCCAGAGCUUCGGAAUGGUGUUGAUGUGAUGGAACAGCCAUUUCAGCCGUUGUCUCAUCAUCAAAGUUCCUGUGUGACGGAAACCUCCAGUGCAUGUUACCAGAGGUUAGCCACGAAGGUGGGAAAGGGGAUUCAUCAGUGCACUCCAGAAUUCAUGUAGUGAAGGGGGAGAUCAGACCAGCACUCCCCUCGUGGCAGGGAGAGGUUGUGGGGAUACUGGUAUGGCACUUGCCAUGCGAAGCAAUUAUGUUCAGUGGUGCCAGAGGGAGGUGGCUGCAUAUCACAGGGGAGAUGGGGGUCUCUGAGGACAUGGCUGCACACCGGGGAAAAGAGGGG
Molecule: messenger RNA, 9253 nt
Organism: Pristis pectinata (smalltooth sawfish)
Lineage: Eukaryota; Metazoa; Chordata; Chondrichthyes; Rhinopristiformes; Pristidae
Gene: mtcl2
Product: suppressor of glucose, autophagy associated 1
Exons: 14
Coding region: 552-5807 (1751 amino acids)
Biological process (GO): regulation of autophagy
Source: RefSeq, a predicted model, not a curated record